UUACUGUUUGUUUCUUGCACCGGACGUUAGACGGUUAGUUUAUGUGUUCUACUUGUUGCGGCAGUGUCUGUUUCGAUGGAGAAGUGGACUUUUUCGACUCGAAUUGAAAGCGCCGUUUUUAAAAUGAAACAAAUUUCGCUCACAAUGUGGAUAGCGUGUUUUAUAAUUUUUAGUGCGUUUUUAGCAACAAAUGGUUAUAACGUGGACACUAAGUUUCCGAUUAUUUUUAGUAGUAAACCUGGAAAUUAUUUUGGAUUUACUGUAGCACUUCAUAGAAAUCGAGAUGGCCCCAUGGCUCUUGUUGGUGCUCCUCGUGCGAAUUCGUCUGUGCUAAUAGAUCAACUCUAUCAACCUGGUGUUCUAUAUCAAUGUGAAAUAUCGAAGAAUCGAGAAUGCCGGGAAGUAGUUUUGGACAAAAAAGGCAACACUCAAACAGACAACAGGAAUAGUGAGUUUUCUUAUUAUGAUAAGAAAGAUGGUAUGUGGCUUGGUGUCAGCUUAGAUGUUCUUCAGAAUUCUGCUCGAAACGAUAUAGUAACUUGCGGUCAUCUGUGGAAAAAUCAGUUCUAUAAACAGCAUUACUUAGCAAAUGGAGCCUGUUAUGUCAUCAAUGGUGAUUUGGAUCCAAAUCAUGUUUCAAAACUUGUGCCAUUUGUAGAAAAAUCUAAACAAGCUAUCAUUCCUCCUGGAAUUUAUAAAUAUGCAUUUGGACAAGUUGGAACAUCUGCUGCCUUUUCUGAGGAUGGAAAAUACUUGCUUCUUGGUGCUCCAGGCUACUAUGAUUGGACAGGUACGGUAGUCAGUUAUGCUUUGGAUCCUGAUAGAGAAUUUCAAAAUUAUGCACGUCCUGCAGUUCCUUCACCUCCUACAGACCAUAAUGUGUCACCCGAGUCUUACAUUGGUUACUCAAUAACUUCGGGAAAAUUCUAUGACAAUCUUGAUUAUGUGGCUGUUGGCGCUCCUAGAGAUGGAGGUUUUCAUGGUCGUGUCUACAUAUAUGAAGCUGUGCAAAGCGGGGAGAAAAAAUUGAUCGUUACGCAGAAGAAGGAAGGAAGUCAGUUAGGUGAAUAUUUUGGAGCGAGUGUUCUUGGAGUGAAUUUAAAUGGAGAUGAGUACACAGAUUUGCUUGUUGGAGCGCCUUUAUAUUCUUCAGACUCUGGAGUUGAUGAAGGAAAGGUUUAUGUAUACAUAAGUAAUGGAAUGGGUCUACAAGAAUUCGCUGAGUUAUAUGGCAAAAACAGAUUCAAUUCUCGUUUUGGCACUGCUCUUGCAAAUCUUGGAGAUUUAAAUCAAGAUGGUUUCAAUGAUGUAGCCAUUGGUGCACCUUAUGAAGAUGGAAAUGGUGUUGUAUACAUUUAUCAUGGAUCUCGCUCUGGAAUGAAUGUUCAAUAUGUCCAAAGGAUUGCAGCUGCUGAUAUAAAUUCUGGCUUGUCUGGUUUUGGAAUCCAUAUUUCUAGAGGCUUUGACAUUGAUAGCAAUCAAUAUCCAGAUGUUCUAGUUGGAGCAUAUGCUUCAUCGAAUGCUGUGCUAUUCAGAACUCAUCCUGUGAUUCAGCUAGCGGCAAAAAUUACCUUUUCACCAAAACAAAUUAAUACAAAUGUGACAAACUGUAAUUACCAAGGUCAAGAUGUUCCAUGUGUGAAUGUGACAGCAUGUUUGUGGUAUGCUGGGAAGCAUGUGCCCUUGCAUUUAGAAUUUCAACAUACUAUCUUUUUGGAACCUACAAACCAAGCUAAUCUAAUUCAACCCAGAGGAUUUUUCCUUCAUGAAGGGAAAUCGGUGACUGUUAUUCGACAGAAAUCCAAAUUGGAUAUUGGAAUGGAUUUUUGCAUUAUGGAUGUUUUGUAUAUUCGUCCUGAAAUCAAAGAUGUUAUUACUCCAAUUCAGCUACUGUACAGUUACAGCUUAGUUCCACCAAAUGGUUCUUUGAAUCAAUUCAAUAGGAUGGCCCCUGUCAUAGAUCCAAUGUCUCCAAGCAAUAUUACAUCAUCUGUGACCUUUCAAACUGGAUGCGGAACUGAUGAUAAAUGCCUCUCUGAUUUGCGUGUCACUGCUGUUUUAUUAGGUCAUUCUGACUCGAGUUAUUUAAUUAUAGGCGAAAAGAACACUCUUAGCAUAGCAAUUGAAAUUGUCAAUUCGGGUGAACCUGCCUAUUUAUCUGAGUUACUGAUUUAUUUGCCACCGGAACUGCCAAGUAUAAAUCAGGAUAUCUGCUCUGAAUAUAAUGAUCAACAGAUCCAAAGAAGAAAUGCUAGUCUUAUAUGCGAUCUUGGAAAUCCUCUCCUAAAGGAUAAAAAGGUAAAGAUACAAAUUAAGUUAGACUUAACCAAGAUUCCAACAGACAAGAAGGAACUUGAAAUUGGUUUGGAAGCAAUUACUGCAAGUAAUGAAAUAAAUCCAAAAGAUAAUGCUGUGAAAAUUCCUCUUCGUUUCAAAGCAGUAGCUGAUAUUAGUAUAACUGGUACUCCAACUCAUGAGCAAAUUCCUUAUGAUGGGAAAACAGAGGGAAGAAUAUCUGUGCCAAUCACUCACACCUAUUUUGUGAUGAAUCAUGGUCCUAGUCCAGUCCAAGUCAUUGACAUAAUUUUAUAUGUACCUACACAAUAUCAAGGACAAGAUGGAAUUGUUGAAUUUGUUACCUUUACAAGUUUAGAGGCUGACAGUGGAAAAGCUAUGACUAUACCAGCUAAAUGUAACGACACUUACAUUCAAUUCAAACCCAUUGAAGUUGAUAUAAAGAAAAACAGAGAUGGGGUUUCUAUGGAUGAUGAACUUGUAGCACGAGGAGAAAACAAAACAACUUUUUUUGGUUUAGAUUAUGGAAUAGGAUCUUCCGAACUUUCUGAUGAUUCUACAGCUCCUUUGCGUUUUAAGCGGAGCAAUGAUAAAAAGACAUCUAGGAAGCGAAAAGACAUUGUUAUAAAUUGCGAAACCUCCAAGUGUAUGGCCAUUCAGUGCUCAGCAUCACCAUUUUCAGAUACAAGAAAAUUUGCGAAAAUUACAGUUUCUAUAUUGGUGAAUUUAACUGUUCUUAAUGAAGUACUGGAGCCUUGGUAUCAAAUAGAAUUCCUCACUGGUGGAGAAGUACAAAUUAGAGAUGACGGUAGCGGCGUUGUUGCUAAACAUCAUCAUCCCGAUAAGACUAUGGUUAGAACUGCUAUUGUAAGCUCCGCCCUUCGUGAAUCUGAAGAAAUUGCGCAGUGGAUAAUAUUCGUUAGUAUCGGUGUUGGCAUUUUACUACUGCUAAUUAUUCUUGUUUUACUAAUCAAAUUUGAUUUCUUCAAAAGAGAACAGAAGGAGAAAAUGGAAAAAAUGAAGUCGAAAGGUGAUAUGAAGGAAUAUGAACCAGUUGAAGGAGAAAGUACUGAAAGCGAAGCAUUAAAUUGAUGUCCGAAAACUGUUUAAGAGCAUGAAAUGCUAAUGAAUGAGUGUUCUUGUGGUGUUUCAGAUUUUUUCAUCUCCACAAGCAUCUGUAGAUAGACAUUUCUUAUUGUACUAGUCCGAAACAGUUAAUAUUUUGAAUUUUUUUUCAAUUUAUUGAAAAGAUUUAAAAUACCUUUUUUCAUCAAAAAAGUUUUCGCAUAUUUUUUAUAUGAAUGCAGAGUUCCUAAAUAUGAAAAGAGUUGCAUAUUAAUAAAUGCAUCAGAAAUGGUAGAGGCUAUGUGCUCUAUAUUUCCCAUAGAUGUGGUUUGAAAUCUAAAAACUGUAUAACAGACUUGUUUAAGUUAAUUACUCCUUAUAUAUAGGACUCGUAUAUUAAGAUUAGCUUGAUGGAAGUAUAAUUUAACUGAAAACAUGCCAUUUAAGAAUCUUUGUUCCUAAGAAUAAGAUUAACUUUCUACUUGAAGUCUUCUUUUAUGGACGAAGAAACAAUUCAUCAAUAUUAUUGCUAAAUGGCUAUAAAGUGUCACGUGAGCAGAUUGUGUCGGCUAUAACUUGGGAUUGAUUGUCGAGGGUUGAUCUCUCAUGACAUGUAAUAACCUUUAAAGUAUACUGAAAUCUUAAAACAUUUUUCAAAUUCUUUUGUAUAAUUUAAUAAAAACCAAAGUCGUGCUUCCAGCUUUUGCAGAUUUUUAUCUAUGACUAAUAUGUAAAUUCUAAAAAAUUGAUUUUCUACAGUAACUAUUCUUCAUAUUCAGAAAUCGGUUUCUAUAUAAGUAGUUCAUUUUUGUCAUAAAUUGUAUAUUACGCUCAAUUUUCUCAUCUUGAUUAGAAAUGGAAUAAAUAAUCUUGUAAAUAAGCAUAUAUUAUUUAUUAAAGGCAUUGAAUGUUAUUAUUAGAUAUAUGUAUUUUUAUAGCGAAUCAAUGAAUAGUUGAAUGAAAUCGUAUUCCAUCUAAUUUUGAGAUGAAACAAAAAAAAAAAAAGUUUAAAUGUGUCUAAAAUUGUUUCAUCAAUGAAUUUUUCUGUUAACAUCAAUUUAUGCAUUAUUUAUAGUGCAUUUAUAAAGUAGGUCUAGAGAACCAGGAAGAUUUCUGAAUAUUUAAUUUGAAUUUAAAGAAAUCAAUCUUGUUCCAAGAAUUUUUGUCUGAGGCAAAAUUUCUUGGAAGUUUUCAUACGCUUUGCUUUCGAUUUAUUUAAUUUUAUCAGUCAAAUGAUUGAUGGUUUAGAUACAUUUCUAUAUAAUUCCACUUCAUUUCUUCCCCUCUUUUGUGAAAUUUAAUAUUUUCUGUGAUAAUUUUUUGUAUUUUAUUAAAAACUUUAAAAAAAUUGUAUAAAUGUUUUGAUGGUAUAAUUUGAUUAGCAUCAAAAUGUCUUAAGAAUGACAGUGUAUUUUCCAGUCAUUUGAUGUGUGAUAUUGUAUAAAUUGAUUUUUUUUUGUCAGGUGUCAAAUAUUCAUGUAUUUCAUCUGUGUAUAAUCAUAGACAUUUUGAUGUAUGGACUGCAAGAGUAUUUGCAAUAUGACAAAGUUUUUGCCUGCAAUGUAAAAGUCCAUAUUUAUUUAUAUUGUGAAUAUUUUAUUUGU
Molecule: messenger RNA, 4964 nt
Organism: Argiope bruennichi
Lineage: Eukaryota; Metazoa; Arthropoda; Arachnida; Araneae; Araneidae
Product: integrin alpha-9-like
Exons: 27
Coding region: 76-3387 (1103 amino acids)
Biological process (GO): cell-matrix adhesion; cell-cell adhesion; integrin-mediated signaling pathway
Cellular component (GO): external side of plasma membrane; integrin complex
Molecular function (GO): integrin binding
Source: RefSeq, a predicted model, not a curated record